Dermatophagoides farinae (American house dust mite) is the source of this 856-nucleotide messenger RNA. Its product is annotated as transmembrane protein 170A. The record is from RefSeq and is a predicted model, not a curated record. Lineage: Eukaryota; Metazoa; Arthropoda; Arachnida; Sarcoptiformes; Pyroglyphidae.
UACAGCGAUCAAUAGUUAACUACAAAGCUAAUCAAAUAAUUUCCACCAUUCAACAUAAAUGAUUGCUUUCCAUCAUAAUAUAUGUCCAUUGUUAAGUGAGGAAAAUCGAAAGUUAUUUGGCCAGAAUGAAAAAAGGUUUAAAUCCAUUGGAUACGCUGGAUUACCGAUCGAUGAUUCAUACAUAUUGAAUAUGAUUAGGCAAUCUGACCAUGUCGAUUGUUAGGCAAUAUAACAUUUCAUUUUGAAAAAGCCGCCGAACUCUCAUCAACUAUCGAUAGUAUCGAUACUAUAAUUCUGAAAAUAUGUUCCAAGCUCAAAACAAAAAAUUUUGGACACACAUUAUCCUAAACAUCAUUAGGUAAAUUAAUUCUGUUUUUGACAACCAUGGGUCUUGGUCAUUCAAAAGAUUUUGAUACAUCAAUAUUGGGAUCAUUUUGGGAUGUUAUCAUACUUGGAAAUCAACCGAUUGAAACUUUUUUAGCAAUGUGGUACUACAUUUUUCUCUGGUCACUAGUUUCUUCAGUCAUAAUCCAUUUAAUCGCAUCGGCCAUAGCAUUUGCAUCAUUAAGAAGACAUAAGAUUGCACGUUAUAGUCCUAUAGUAAUUUUACUUUCAUCAAUCAUCACACCUUUAUUUUCAUAUUCAAUCACAUCCGCUGUGAUAGCAAGCGUUUAUCGUACAGCAAGUUUUGUUAUGUAUCCAAUAUAUGCGAUGUUUUGGGGAUGUGGAUUGACAAUGUCAACAACAUUGUUCUCAUUUAGUCGUGUAUUGGCAACAUUAUAAACGAUUAUUAUUAUUACGACUAUCAACAGCAAAAAUUUCCAAAAAAAAAAUGCUGCCUUAUUAUUAUUCAUUG